Malus domestica (apple) is the source of this 1617-nucleotide messenger RNA. The record is from RefSeq and is a predicted model, not a curated record. Lineage: Eukaryota; Viridiplantae; Streptophyta; Magnoliopsida; Rosales; Rosaceae.
AUGGACCUUGGAUUAAACAAUUUUAACUAUACUGAUCAAGAUUGGUCAGAAUUUGCAGGCAUGCCUUCAUUGACCUACCUUGAUAUGUCUACGCAAGGUGAUAAUCUAUAUCAUUCUGAAUUCCCAGAAUUUAUAUCUCAAUGCCGGAACUUGACGUUCCUCAGCUUGUCUCAAAAUAAUUUGAAUGGCCAAAUUCUACCUUCGAUAGGCCAACUCAAGGAGCUCCAGUACCUUGAUCUUUCAUACAAGUUCUUAAACUCUUCUAUCCCUUCUGAGCUUGGUCUUUGUACAAACCUCACCCACUUGUCCCUGGCUUCUAAUCAACUCAACGGGGAACUGCCUCUUUCCUUGUCCAAUCUGAACAACCUCGUCGAAUUGGGUUUAGCUAAUAACCAAUUCUCUGGCACGAUUCCGAACAAUAUAGGUUUGAUUUUGGGUCUUCAACGUAUUGACCUGAGUAUGAAUCUUCUGGAAGGUAAAAUUCCAUCCUCGGUAGGCCAACUCAGGGAGCUCCAGUACCUUGAUCUUUCAUCCAACUCCUUAAACUCAUCAAUCCCUUCUGAACUUGUUCUUUGUACAAACCUCACCUACUUGUACUUGUCUUCCAAUAAACUCAAUGGGGAACUGCCUCUUUCCUUGUCCAAUCUGAACAACCUCGUCGAAUUGGGUUUAGCUAAUAACCGAUUCUCUGGCACGAUUCCGGACAAUAUAGGUUUGAUUUCUGGUCUUCAACAUAUUGACCUGAGUAUGAAUCUUCUGGAAGGGGAAAUUCCACUCUCUAUAGGCCAACUCAGAGAGCUCCAGUACCUAAAUCUUUCAUACAACUCCUUAAACUCUUCUAUCCCUUCUGAGCUUGGUCUUUGUACAAACCCCAACCACUUGUCUCUGGCUUCCAAUCAACUCAACGGGGAACUGCCUCUGUCCUUGUCCAAUUUGAACAACCUCGUCAAAUUGGGUUUAGAUAGUAAUCUAUUUACUGGUCAAAUCCUUCCUUCUCUAGUCUCCAAUUGGACUAAAAUGGUCUCUUUGCAACUUCAGUCCAAUGAACUCAGUGGGGAGAUUCCGACGGAAGUUGAAAAUAUGAACUUUCUGUUGACGCUCAAUCUAAGAAGGAACCACUUGACAGGAGUGAUCCCUCAGAUUCUAGGAUCAAGAUUAGAGGUUCUCAAUAUCUCACACAACCAUCUUUCAGGGCAAAUCCCAUCAUUUGUCAACAUGCCAUUUCUUCGUGACUUUGAUUUUUCUUAUAACAACUUGACUGGCCCAAUCCCAUGCGUUUUCGAAUCGGCACCAGCAAAUGCUUUUGUUGGAAACUCGGGCUUGUGUGGGCAUGUAGAAGGACUAGACGAUAUACCCACUUGCCCCAACAGAAAUUCCGAAAAGAGUAACAAAAGAGUUCUAAUUGGUAUCCUUGUGCCUGUUUGUGGUUUAUUAAUGGUUACAACUGUCAUUGGUCUUAUGUUCCGUAAAAAAUCCAGUCUCGUUUCGAACAAAGUCAACACUUCUAAAAACUUUGAGAGUUUGGAGUCAAUGAUAUUGCAAGAGGAAGUAAAGUUUACGAGGGUUUGGAAGGGUUUACAAGGCAAAGUUGCAAUCAGGCCAGGUUGUUGCAGUUAA